AUUGUAUAGAAUUAAUUUCAUCCAUAAUCAAAUCAAGUUCAAACUGGAUUAUAGUUAACGAUGUAAUCUAAUAUUAUAACUUAGUGAUUAACCUAUGGAAACGCCAUCAACAAUUAAAGUAAUUGUAAUUUGUUUGGUCUUGUUACUUGAUUUUUAUUUUUCUAUUAAUUAUUGAUUGAUUACUAUUAAUUACUAUGUACCUUGAGAUGGCAGUUUUCAACAAUUAAGCUUCAACAACAUGAUUUGUCAGUAUUUUAAUUGUUGAUUAGUCAAGUUAAUUAUCAUAAACCAUGGAAAUUGUUUUCUUUUUUACCUUAUAAAUCAACAACCGAUUGGAGUGAGAGACUAAAUUGUUUGAUUUAAUGGUGAAAGACAGAAAAAAAUAAACUAAAUCAUUGAUACAAUUAAGUACAACCCAUAUGAUGAUCAAUGAUUACUUGAAAUCUUUAUCAUCAUCGUAACAAUCAGUGAAAUCAUAAUUAUUUGUGUACAUUGACUGACGAAAUAUGACAAAAUUAACCAUCAUCAUUAAAUCAACUAACAACAACAACAAUUAGAACGAGUUAAUUGUGAUCAAUUAGUGAGAGAAAGAGAGAGAGAGAGAGAGAGUCAGAGGUAAUCAACUCUCACAAUCACCUAAAGACUUAUUGGUUAGUUAAUUAACCAAAAGUCUUUGAUUAAAUCAUGUUGAUUAUUUAUUCUUAACAUUGUAUGAAUCCUCGACUCGUUUUAAUUUGAUUUUUAUACAUAUUCUUUGUUAUCAUUAACUAAUCAUCGACACAAUCACCUCCAUAAUUGGUUCAAUUGUAAAUUGUGAUAUCAACUCGUCAUUCUAAUUGUUAUUGUAAUUAGAAUCGUUCCUAUCAAGGAUUAACUGGUUAUCCAUCGACUUCUUGGUUUGAUCCAUACUCGACAAUGGAUGGACUAUUUCGAGGAUUGUCCAAGUUAAUCAAAAUCACGCCAGUGACCAACGACGAUAUCGUCUUUCGACUUCAUCGACAACUCACCGUUUUAAUACUCUUCGCCUUUUCCAUAAUAGUGACCGCUCGUCAGUAUAUCGGUGAUCCAAUUGACUGUUUACCCAAAAGUGAGAUUUCAUCUGACCUACUGGACACUUAUUGUUGGAUCCAUACCACGUUUAGUAUUGAAAGUGUGAAUAAAACGAUCGGAACGGAAGUUCCUUACCCGGGAAUCGAUAAUUCAAGAGGUUCUGAUCGUGUUCACCAUUAUUAUUAUCAAUGGGUUUGUUUUUUCCUCUUCAUUCAAGCUCUUCUUUUUUAUCUUCCUCGAUUCUUAUGGAAAUCGUUUGAAAAUCAUCGUUUAUCCUCCAUCGUUAUGGAUCUUCAUUCACCGAUUUUAUCUCAUGAUGAGAGAUCGAGACAAAUUAAAAUCUUCAUCAAUUAUUUCAUCGCUCAUCUUGGUUACAAUGGGAUUUUCACUUUUCAAUAUUAUUUCUGUCAAAUCCUUUGUUUCGCCAAUGUGGUUGGUCAAAUGUGGGCCACCGAUUGGUUUCUCAAUGGGGAAUUCAGUACCUAUGGUUGGAGGGUUUGGUUUUUCACCGACCAAACUGAUCCAGGAUUAAGGUUCGACCCUAUGGUCAAAGUGUUUCCCACUAUGACAAAAUGCACCUUCUACAAAUAUGGUCACUCUGGUGACAUAGAAAAGUUUGACACAAUUUGUAUUCUAAUUGUCAACAUACUCAAUCAAAAAUUAUAUUUUUUCCUAUGGAAUUGGUUUUGGUUCCUUUCGAUCAUAACUGGUAUCUGGUUGGCCUAUCGCUUGAUCAUCGUUUUCUGGCCUCAAGUGCGUUCCCUUGUUAUUCGUGGACGGUCAAAGAUGAUUAAAAAUGACGAUGAUUUGAAAAUCGUUUUAAGAUCAAUUAGUUUUGCUGAUUGGUUUGUCCUUGAUUUGAUUGCCACCAAUGUUGAUUCAAUGAAUUUUAAAGAUAUCAUUAGAGAAUUAGCUUUACAUUUUAAACCUAAAAGACAACAAUUAAAUCAAAAAACAAUAUCAACAAUUGAUUAGAAGAUCAAAAUACAAACCAAAUUAACAAGCAGAUAAACAAUCAAAUCAGAUUAAUCACAAUCGAUUAAAAAACCAAACAUUGAUCAGAAUUGAAUGAAACAAAUUGACGUAACCAAAAACCAAUUGAAGAAAAUAAAAACAGUCUAAUUAUGGAGAAAAUUAAUUAAUCACAUCAAAACAAUCAAUCCGUCCAAAUAACAAUUAACAACAAUUAACCAAAACAUUGACAAUAUUUCAACAAAUUACUUGUGAUCAAGGGAAAAAGUGACGAGCCAAAUUUAAAGUGAAAAACUUAACAAAUGUUUAAUUCCGUUGAUAAUGAUAAUCACAAUUUAAAUCAUUCUCAUUUUUUAAAAGCUAUUUUUUUAUACCAUCAAAUCAACAAUCAACAAUUAACAAUGUAAUUAAAAAAAACCAUGAAAAGUGAAACAUUAAAUUUGAACAAACGGCAAAUGAAA
Molecule: messenger RNA, 2483 nt
Organism: Panonychus citri (citrus red mite)
Lineage: Eukaryota; Metazoa; Arthropoda; Arachnida; Trombidiformes; Tetranychidae
Product: innexin shaking-B-like
Biological process (GO): phototransduction
Cellular component (GO): plasma membrane; gap junction
Molecular function (GO): gap junction channel activity
Source: RefSeq, a predicted model, not a curated record